Messenger RNA from Gossypium arboreum, 1620 nucleotides. Its product is annotated as 26S proteasome regulatory subunit S10B homolog B. Gene Ontology annotation, cellular component: proteasome regulatory particle, base subcomplex; cytosolic proteasome complex. Gene Ontology annotation, biological process: positive regulation of RNA polymerase II transcription preinitiation complex assembly. The coding region runs from base 198 to 1394 and encodes 398 amino acids. The record is from RefSeq and is a predicted model, not a curated record. Lineage: Eukaryota; Viridiplantae; Streptophyta; Magnoliopsida; Malvales; Malvaceae. Gene Ontology annotation, molecular function: ATP binding; ATP hydrolysis activity; proteasome-activating activity. The transcript is spliced from 10 exons.
CACCAUUGAAACCCACAAUCAGGCUCCAAGUUUUAUAUUAACCCAAAAAAAUCUAUCCUUUUCCUCUUUUUAGUGAAACACUUUUAUUUAUUUAUUUACAAUCAAUAGUCCCAACUCCCACGUCCUGAAGUCUCAGAAAGGCCCAAAAACAAAGCAUUUUCUCCAACGAUUUCGAUAUCUGGUGAGAGAUUUUGUCAAUGAGCGACGGAGAAGACGCCGUGCGGCGCCGGAAUGCGGUUGCGGAGUACCGGAAGAAACUCCUUCAACACAAAGAAUACGAAUCCAGGGUUCGAGCAGGUAGGGAGAAUCUGAGAGCUGCUAAGAAGGAGUUCAACAAAACAGAAGAUGAUUUGAAGUCUCUUCAGAGUGUUGGGCAGAUCAUUGGGGAAGUUCUCAGGCCUCUUGAUAAUGAACGCUUAAUUGUUAAAGCAAGCAGUGGCCCUCGUUAUGUUGUUGGUUGCCGCAGUAAAGUUGAUAAGGAGAAACUGACUUCAGGAACUAGAGUGGUUCUUGACAUGACAACACUUACUAUCAUGCGGGCCCUACCUCGUGAAGUUGAUCCAGUCGUUUACAACAUGUUGCACGAGGAUCCUGGUAAUGUUAGCUACUCUGCUGUUGGUGGUUUAUCUGAUCAAAUUCGAGAGCUGAGGGAAUCUAUUGAGCUCCCUCUCAUGAAUCCUGAGCUUUUCCUUAGAGUAGGGAUUAAACCUCCCAAGGGUGUCCUCCUUUAUGGGCCUCCUGGUACUGGCAAGACAUUGUUAGCCAGAGCAAUAGCAAGUAAUAUUGAUGCCAACUUCUUAAAGGUUGUUUCAAGUGCAAUAAUUGACAAAUACAUAGGAGAAAGUGCAAGACUGAUAAGAGAAAUGUUUGGAUAUGCACGUGAUCACCAACCUUGCAUUAUCUUUAUGGAUGAGAUUGAUGCUAUUGGUGGACGCCGUUUCAGUGAGGGAACAAGUGCUGACCGUGAAAUACAGAGAACACUAAUGGAGUUACUUAAUCAGCUUGAUGGAUUUGAUCAGCUUGGGAAGGUUAAAAUGAUCAUGGCUACAAACCGCCCUGAUGUUCUUGACCCUGCACUGCUUCGUCCUGGACGGCUGGACAGAAAGAUAGAGAUCCCAUUGCCAAAUGAGCAGUCAAGAAUGGAAAUCCUCAAGAUUCAUGCUGCUGGCAUAGCCAAGCAUGGUGAAAUUGACUACGAGGCUGUUGUUAAACUUGCUGAGGGCUUUAAUGGUGCUGAUCUACGAAAUGUUUGCACGGAAGCUGGAAUGUCAGCAAUUCGCGCAGAACGUGAUUAUGUCAUCCACGAAGAUUUCAUGAAGGCAGUGAGAAAAUUGAAUGAAGCCAAGAAAUUGGAAUCCAGUGCACACUACAGUGCCGAUUUUGGGAAAGAAUAGAGCUUUUCUGUUCUUCCCGAAGCUAUCGCUAAUUUCCUCAAGUCGAGCACUCAGUUCGUUUAUCAACACGUUAGAGAAGUCAACUAUGCAUUUAAAAUUUUUACAUAGCUUUUCAUACCAAAAGGGUUGCACACAAUGUUGUUGAGACCAUUGUAUGAAGGGGCCUCUGCAUGUUAUACCGAAUUGAAAUAUUUGAAUCUGGAUUAUUGAAUGAUUUUUAGCAUUA